Molecule: messenger RNA, 4646 nt
Organism: Bufo gargarizans (Asiatic toad)
Lineage: Eukaryota; Metazoa; Chordata; Amphibia; Anura; Bufonidae
Gene: ATP7B
Product: ATPase copper transporting beta
Biological process (GO): monoatomic cation transport; copper ion homeostasis
Cellular component (GO): membrane
Molecular function (GO): P-type divalent copper transporter activity; ATP hydrolysis activity; copper ion binding
Source: RefSeq, a predicted model, not a curated record
AUCGCUGACAGUGUGCCGGAGCAGAGCAGGAGCUGGCUGGCAAAAGAGGAUGUCUAGAAAGAUAUUUCUGAAGGAGGAGGAAGAAGAAGUGAGGUUACUCAGUGCAACAGAAGAAGAACAUAGCGAGAAACCCUGUAUAUCUCCCCGCGGCACAAGCAAGGCUUCUCAAAGCUAUGGCAUUCCUAGGACAAGCCAUACACCACCACCAAGAAAGUCAAGAUUUGCUUUUGACAACAGAGGCUAUGAAGGUAGCCUAAAGGACCUCACCUACUCAAACCCUGAUGUUAGUUCUGUUGUGGUGGGAAUUAUAGGUAUGACCUGCCAGUCUUGUGUCCAAUCCAUUGACGGAAGGAUCUCAAAGAUACCAGGUGUAGUCAGAAUAAAGGUUUACCUUGAUCAAGGCAAUGCUACAGUAUGUUACAUACCUUCUGAAAUAACCCCUCAGAAGAUUUGUGAGGAAAUUGAAGAUAUGGGCUUUGUUGCCCACUUACAAGAAUGCAACGAACUUUCAACAUCUCUAAAAGACAUUCAUUAUAAAGAGGAUGUGGUAAAAAUCAAGAUCGAGGGUAUGACGUUUCAGUCAUGCGUCAACACAAUUGAGGGAAAAAUUGGAAAAAUUCAAGGAGUUGAAAAAAUAAAGGUUUCUCUCACAAACCAGGAAGCAAUGAUUGUUUACUGUCCACAGUAUAUCCAGCCAGAAGAUCUACAAAAACAGAUAGAUGGUAUGGGGUUUGUGGCUUCGGUCAAAAGCAAACCAGAUCCAUCGAAGCUCGGAACAAUUAACAUAGAACGUUUAAAAAGUAUCUCUAGAGACCUCAAGCUUACGAAUACUGGUGGAAGUACAGAAAACACAAAGACAAGAACUAUUCAUAUAGAAGGAAUGCAUUGUAAAUCAUGUGUGCACAACAUAGAGGGCUCCAUUUCUGAACUCCCUGGUGUUCAGGAUAUUAAAGUCUCUCUUGAAAACAAAAAUGCUGUGAUAUCUUUUAUUGGGGGCAUUACUAGCCUAUUGACAUUAAAAGAAGCCAUUGAAGCACUUCCACCAGGACAUUUUAAGGUUACCCUCCCAGCAGAUGAUGAACAAAGUCCUGCAUCAAGAUUAAAAACAACCCUUCAUUCAUCCACUAAACAAAGCCAAAGGACCACCACAAAGACAGCUCUCAUCAGUAUUGGAGGAAUGACUUGUGGGUCAUGCGUGUCAACGAUUGAAAACACGAUCUCUCAAAGAAAGGGAGUACAAUCCAUAUCAGUGUCAUUACCUGAAGGGAUGGGAACAGUUCUCUAUAUUCAGACAGAAACAAACUCUGAGGAAAUACGAGCGGCUAUAGCAGACAUGGGAUUUGACGCUACUAUGAUUUCUGAUUCCCCGCGGACCGUCAGUAGCAAUCAUUUAAGUUCUACAUCACCUGAUGUUAGGCAGAAGCUACCAGAGACAACCAAGAAUCAAAAUCUCAAUCAAGAUUACAUUGUAGAUGUUCUCCCUAAGAAGCCUUACCCAGACAUCCCUAUGAUGAAAAAUACUACACCCCAGAAAUGCAUCUUACAAGUCACUGGGAUGACAUGUGCCUCAUGUGUCUCCAACAUUGAGAGGAACUUGAAGAAGAAAGACGGUAUUAUAUCAGUGCUUGUCGCACUUAUGGCUGGUAAAGCAGAGGUCAAAUACAUAGCAGAUAAGAUUGAACCAACGGAAAUUGCACAACUUAUUGAAAACCUGGGCUUUGGAGCUGUUGUCUUAGAAGAUUGUACGGCUACCCAUGGCAGCAUUGAGCUGGUUAUUACAGGGAUGACAUGUGCCUCAUGCGUUCACAAUAUUGAAUCACGGCUCAUGAGAACGCCAGGUAUUCUACACGCCUCUGUGGCUCUUGCCACCUGCAAAGCUCAAGUCAAGUUUGAUACUGAAAUAGUUGGUCCUCGAGACAUCAUGCAAAUCAUUGAGGGGAUUGGUUUUCAAGCUUCUUUACCUAAAAGAGAUCCAUCAGCUAACAACCUGGACCACAAAGAAGAAAUAAGACAGUGGAGAAAGUCCUUCCUGUUCAACCUCAUAUUUGGCAUCCCUGUCAUCUGCAUCAUGGUCUACAUGUUAAUUGCCCACAAUAAACACCACGGACAGUCAGUGCUGGACAGAAACAUCUUCCCUGGUUUAUCUAUAAUGAACCUCCUUUUCUUCAUACUUUGCACCUUAGUCCAGUCCUUUGGAGGGUGGUACUUCUAUGUCCAGGCGUACAAGUCUCUGAAACACAAAUCCACCAAUAUGGAUGUACUAAUUGUCCUGGCUACCACCAUCGCCUAUAUUUACUCGGUGGUUAUCCUGAUUGUGGCCAUGGCGGAGAAGUCUGAGCAGAGCCCUGAGACGUUUUUUGAUACACCCCCCAUGCUGUUCAUGUUCAUUGCCCUGGGGAGAUGGCUGGAACACAUAGCAAAGAGUAAAACCUCGGAAGCUCUUGCCAAGCUUAUAUCCCUGCAGGCUACAGAGGCGACUGUUGUGACGCUUGGACCUAAUCACUCAGUGGUGAGGGAAGAACAGGUGGCCGUGGAGCUGGUCCAGAGAGGAGAUAUUGUGAAAGUUGUACCUGGGGGCAAGUUUCCUGUGGACGGGAAAGUUAUGGAAGGAACAUCUAUGGCAGAUGAGUCACUCAUCACAGGUGAGCCUAUGCCUGUCAGGAAGAAGCCAGGAAGCAUAGUCAUUGCUGGGUCCAUUAAUGCUCAUGGAUCAGUCCUUGUGGAAGCCACCCAUGUGGGCUCUGAUACCACCCUGGCCCAAAUUGUUAAGUUAGUAGAAGAGGCUCAAAUGUCCAAGGCACCGAUCCAGCAGCUGGCAGAUAAAAUCAGUGGGUAUUUUGUCCCUUUUAUAAUUAGCAUUUCCAUUGUGACACUGAUUGGAUGGACCACUGUUGGCUUUGUGAAUUUUGAUGUCAUAUUGAAAUAUUUCCCAGAUUACAGUAAGACCAUCUCGAAGACUGAGAUAAUCAUACGGGUUGGCUUCCAGACUGCCAUCACUGUGCUGUCCAUUGCGUGUCCCUGUGCUUUAGGCCUGGCUACUCCCACUGCCGUGAUGGUGGGUACUGGAGUGGCUGCACAAAAUGGCAUCCUCAUCAAAGGUGGAGAGCCCCUGGAGAUGGCACAUAAGAUAAAUACAGUGAUGUUUGACAAGACUGGAACAAUAACUCAUGGAGUCCCUAAAGUCAUGAGAGUCCUGCUGCUGGGUGAUGUGGUCAGUAUGCCCCUAAAAAGAAUGCUUGCCGUGGUUGGUACAGCAGAAGCCAGCAGUGAACAUCCCUUGGGAAUGGCAGUGGCAAAGUAUUGCAAGGAGGAGCUUGGUACAGAAUCCCUGGGAUAUUGUACGGAUUUCCAGGCAGUCCCAGGAUGUGGGAUCCGCUGUCAAGUGAAUAAUGUGGAAAGAGUCCUGGUGCAAAGUGAAGAGGGCUUGAAUGAGCAGAAUGUCUACAAGAGCGGCCUCAUCCGUCCACAAGAAGACAGCUCCCUAAUCAUUGCUCCUGAACUACAAGGUGCCGCAGCUCCGCAACCUCAUUCUGUGCUGAUCGGGAACAGGGAAUGGAUGAGACGCAAUGGAUUGCACAUUUCCAGUGAUAUAGACGAGGCCAUGACAGCUCAUGAAAUGAAAGGACAGACUGCAGUGCUAGUAGCUAUCGAUGGUGCACUGUGUGGAAUGAUCGCCAUCGCAGACACAGUGAAGCAGGAGGCAGCUCUCGCUGUCUAUACAUUAGAAGCUAUGGGGGUGGAUGUAGUACUGAUCACAGGAGACAACAGGAAGACUGCCAAAGCAAUCGCCACUCAGGUUGGGAUCAAGAAGGUAUUUGCAGAAGUUCUUCCUUCUCACAAGGUGGCCAAAGUCCAGGCUUUGCAAAGAGAGGGGAAGAGAGUCGCCAUGGUUGGAGAUGGCAUCAAUGAUUCCCCGGCAUUAGCCAGAGCUGACAUUGGGAUUGCCAUUGGGACCGGAACUGAUGUUGCCAUUGAAGCUGCAGAUAUUGUUCUUAUCAGGAAUGAUUUGCUUGAUGUUGUUGCCAGUAUUCAUCUCUCAAAGAGGACAGUGAGAAGAAUAAGAAUUAACUUCAUGUUUGCACUCAUCUAUAAUCUUCUAGGCAUUCCCAUUGCAGCAGGUGUGUUCCUACCGGUGGGGUUGGUGUUACAACCAUGGAUGGGGUCAGCAGCUAUGGCAGCAUCCUCUGUCUCCGUGGUUCUGUCCUCUCUACAACUGAAGUGCUACAGGAAACCAGAUUCGGACAUAUAUGAAGCUAGGGCCCAGGGGAAAAUGAAGCCACUUAACCCAUCGCAGAUAAGUGUUCACGUUGGAAUGGAUGAAAGAAGGGAUAUCCCAAUGUCCGGUACCUGGGACCAGAUCAGUUUCAUCAGCCAAGCCUCAUCCAGCAGGCACUCUCGUCAGAAUUCAUUAGCCGGCGACCGACAAGACAAGUGGUCUCUUCUCAUUGAUGAGGCUGAUGAAGAUCAGUACAUGUAGCAGAGAUGAAGGACCACUGUCUGUAUGAAGGGACUAUUAUGACGCUCUGUAUUUAUCACAUUCAGCAAUUAUCUGUAAUCUGUAAUGUCUGGGGAAUAACAAACAAACACUAAUACACUGAAAUACAGUAGAAAGAGCAAAAUGAAUAAAAGUAUACAGGUUACUGCCA